Gambusia affinis (western mosquitofish) is the source of this 3747-nucleotide messenger RNA. RefSeq names its product protein tyrosine kinase 2 beta, b (gene ptk2bb). The record is from RefSeq and is a predicted model, not a curated record. The coding region runs from base 167 to 3397 and encodes 1076 amino acids. The transcript is spliced from 30 exons. NCBI's taxonomy places the organism in Eukaryota, Metazoa, Chordata, Actinopteri, Cyprinodontiformes, Poeciliidae. Gene Ontology annotation, cellular component: focal adhesion; cytoskeleton. Gene Ontology annotation, biological process: protein phosphorylation; signal complex assembly. Gene Ontology annotation, molecular function: ATP binding; protein tyrosine kinase activity.
GGAGUGGCCACCUGACACCUUCUGCUCCACUUUCUGACAUUCUGUUCGACUUGAUCGCUGCUGGAGGGAUUUAUAUACUUUUUUCCCCCUUUUAUCAAGCUGUUGUCCUGGGAGAAGUUCAGUAGAAUCAGAAUGAUGCGGGCGUGACGACGCCAACCUGGCUCUAAUGAUGUACGAGGUGAUGUCUGGUGACACCCUGGCCUGGAAAGGAGCCAGUCCAAGACAAAGCAGCAGAGACCCCAGCCCUGAAAACGGGAUUACUGGGGAGGGAGGGCCAGUAAAAAUCCUCAAAGUGUGCUUCUGCACCAACAACAACCUAGGAAAGAACUUUAAGCUGGUGAAGUGUGACAGCUCCUGGAAGAUUCAGGCUAUCAUUCGCUCAAUUUUGAUCAGCGGUCGAUUGGGACCCAACGUUGAACUCUCAAAAUGUUACGGUCUUAUGCUGACGCACUUAAAGUCCGAAGAAUUUCACUGGCUCCACCCAGAUCUGACUGUGGGUGAGGUUGAACAACGCUACGAGAGUCAUCACGUGGAGGCCGAGUGGAGAUACGACCUUAGGAUCAGGUACAUUCCAGUCAAUUUCCUGGAGAAGUUUAAAAAUGACAGAUCCACGUUUCUUUAUUUUUAUCAGCAGGUGCGUAGUGACUACAUGCAGUGUCAUGCCAACAAGGUCAGCGAUGGGAUGGCCCUGCAGGUUGGCUGUUUGGAGAUCAGGAGAUUCUACAAAGACAUGAAUGCAAAAGGUCUUGAAAAGAAAUCUAACUUUGAGCUGCUGGAAAAAGAAGUUGGCCUGGACCUUUUUUUCCCUCAGCAACUGAUGAACAGCAUGAAGCCUAAGCAGCUACGGAAGAUGAUCCAGCAAACAUUUCAACAGUAUGCAACCCUAAAGGAGGAUGACUGCAUGAUCAAGUUUUUUGAGACCCUCAAGACAUUUACCAACUUUGAUGAAGAGGUUUUUCCAUGUGAACUUGUGCAAGGUUGGAGUUUGUCUGUAGAGCUGGUCAUUGGAGGAAGGGGCAUUCGCCAACGUUCUCAGAAGGAUUCAGCAGCUUUGUUCCUUACUGACUUCAAACAGAUAAAGAAAAUCCAAUGCUUGCCACAGACCAAUGAUAAGGCUCUCCUUAACAUCAGCGUCGAAGGUGCCAAACAAAACCUGUCUAUCAGUGUGGCUUCGGUUCCUAUGGCAGAAAACAUGAUGGAUCUCAUUGAUGGAUACUGUCGCCUGGAAAAUGACACAGACGACAGUGUUAUUUACCGACCAAACAAAGAUGCCAAGUCUGCACAGGUGUCCCUACCUGACAUCCCCACAGGCACUGACUUCAGCUCAGCUAGACACAGCAUGGGUUCUGAUAUUUACUGUGAGAUUCUUGAUGAGAGGCCAAAAUCAGCUGUGAAAUAUGGGAUUGAUAGAAGUGACAUCAUUCUUGGGCGAAUCCUUGGCGAGGGCUUCUUUGGAGAAGUCUAUGAUGGAGUGUACAAAAGAGCUAACGGCGAAAGAGUUAAUGUGGCAGUCAAGACCUGCAAGGACUGCUCAUCUGAGGUGAUGGAGAAAUUCAUGAGUGAAGCAGUUAUUAUGAAGAACCUCGAUCAUCCUAACAUCGUCAAGCUGAUUGGCAUCAUAGAGGACAAUCCUGUGUGGAUCGUAAUGGAGCUUUACCAGUACGGAGAGCUCGGUAGAUACCUGACUCAGAACCAAAACAAACUGACAAACACAACCCUGGUGUUGUUCAGCCUGCAGAUCUGCAAAGCCCUCGUCUAUCUCGGGGGGUGCAACAUGGUGCACAGAGAUAUAGCUGUUCGGAACGUGUUAGUUGCAAGCCCAGACUGUGUGAAGCUUGGAGACUUUGGUCUGUCGAGAUACAUUGAGGAUGAAGAAUACUAUAAAGCUUCUGUUACUCGAUUACCAAUCAAGUGGAUGGCCCCAGAAUCCAUAAACUUUAGACGUUUCAGCUCAGCUAGCGAUGUCUGGAUGUUUGCUGUGUGUAUGUGGGAGAUCAUGAGCCAAGGACAGCAGCCAUUUUUCUGGCUGGAGAACAGGGACGUCAUCAACCAGCUGGAGCAGGGCAUCAGAUUGCCCAAACCAGAGAACUGCCCUCCAGCUCUUUACUCACUCAUGACUCGCUGCUGGUCCUACGAUCCCGGAGAGAGACCCAGCUUCACUGAGCUUGUUAUCAAGAUCAGUGACGUCCACAAGAUGGAGAAAGAGCUGGACGUAGAGAGAGAAAGAGACAGAGCACGUGCCACCAAAUUUCUGGAACCAAAAGUCAGCUUUGCAGAUGCUCCCCCCAAGCCCUCAAGGAUGAAGCCAAGUCGAUUUGGGAACACCCUCAGUAUCGGUCUACAUAUUCAGCUGAAUGAAGCUCUUUGUGCCAGCUCACCAGACCUGGCCAGCCCAUGUGAAUACCAGUCGCCGAUUGACUCCAGAAACACGCUCACUCUGCCGGUUCAGUCUCCCCGUCGCCGCAGUAUGGGGGAGAGUGAGUUUAUUCGAGCGGAGCCAAACAUUAGGGAGGAUGCCCAGCGGCUGUGGCAGAGAGAACGGCAACACGUGCAGGAGACUCUGCGGCUCCAGAAAGAGCAGAUGAUGGAGGAUAAGAAGUGGCUGGAGAAGGAGGAGAGACUCCUGGUGGGAAACAGAGCAUCAUUAGCUUUAGUCAACCCCCUCUCUGUGUCCCUGUGUCCCUAUUUUCACCAAUUCAUUGUUACCCUGGAACCUGAGUGGGACAAGGCAUCUUUAAAUAGAAUAAAAACUUUUGUCCAACCUCGACGCCCCACUAGCGUUAAACCGAAUGUUCCCCUGAUAACAGUGCAAAAGAAAGGCCUCAUGUCUUUAUUCUGUAAAAUGAACCUGCCUGUUCUUUUGCAGGACCCCAUGGGACAAGAUGACGUUGCCAUUUCAGAGCCAACUAAAGAUGAGAGUGAGAAUGUGCCACCUGAGAAACCCCCACGACUCAAAGCACAGGCUGCUCCCACAGCAGAGAUCGACCGUUCUGAUGAUAAAGUAUACCAGUACGUUAUGGACUUGGUCAAAGUUGUUGUCCAACUCAAGAAUGACAUCACUGAGCUGCAACCAGAACAAUACAUCUCCAUUGUCAAGUCUGUUGGGAUGGCCUUACGAGAUCUGAUCCGCAGUGUGGAUGAUGUGCUGCCGAGUUUACAUGAGUCGAUCAGGACUGAGAUUGAAGGUACCCAGAAGCUGCUCAACAACGACAUGGCCGAGCUGAUCAGCAAAAUGCGCCUGGCCCAGCAGAACUCCAUCACAUCUUUAAAGGAGGAGUGCAAAAAACAGAUGCUGGCUGCUGCGCACACUCUGGCCAUGGACAGCAAGAACAUGUUGGAUGCUGUGGACCAAGCAAGAGUCAGAGCUAAUAUAGCCAAACCAGCUGCACCAGAGUGAACUUCUUUGUUUCUUUUCUUCAUUUUUUUUCACUGACUUUUUUUUUCUCGUCUCUCUAAAAUAACAUUUGGACCUCAUCGGACUGUUUGGUUUUGAUAAAUAUGAGCCAAAGGCAGCCUCUGGUUCUUUGGGGAACCAUCAGUGUGUAAAUGAGUGAUGUGUUAAGUGACACUGUCACAAAAAAUCCAAAUGAUAUUUUUUAAAAAUUGCAUAAAAUAGACUUAAAUGUAAUGAUCUAAUUUAUCAGUGGCUGCUCUCACACUGAACUGGGUCAUUCUGAUGAGUCCAUCAUGAAAUCUAAGUUAUGAUGAGACAUUUAUGUUAAGUUGGAAAUUAAAAAUCUUUGUAAA